Molecule: messenger RNA, 3666 nt
Organism: Ostrea edulis (European flat oyster)
Lineage: Eukaryota; Metazoa; Mollusca; Bivalvia; Ostreida; Ostreidae
Exons: 1
Coding region: 132-2615 (827 amino acids)
Biological process (GO): carbohydrate metabolic process
Molecular function (GO): hydrolase activity, acting on carbon-nitrogen (but not peptide) bonds
Source: RefSeq, a predicted model, not a curated record
UCGCAUAUCAGCAGCGAGAGAGGGGGUCGGUGAGAACGAAUCCGUGUUCAUAAUUUGAAUGCGAUCACUAAUUCUGUUUGUUCGAUAGAUACAUCUUUCCUUUUUUGAAUGAAAAAAGAACAUUUAAAACAAUGUUUGGAUUACAAAUUUUGAUUUUGGCUAUCCUGCCAGGAAUUGUUUCAUGUGUAGCCAGUCGCUGUCGACAAGGAGGGAAUUGUGUGCUUCCCGGGUGUUAUUGCAGCACUUUCAAACAUGAAAUGGAGCCUUUAAAAAUGCCACAGAUCGUAUACUUUGGAUUUGACGACGCUUUAACAACAGUACUUCCAGCUUACUACGAUCGCCUUUUCAACCACACUUCGAAACGAAAUCCGAACGGGUGCCCGAUUGGAAUGACCCUCUAUGUUUCUCAUAAAUAUACACAGUAUCAACUAGUGAAACGCUAUUAUCAACAGGGUCAUGAGAUUGCCGUACACAGCGUUACUCACUCGCACAUAAAAACUCGGGAGGAUCUUGAGCGCGAAGCAGAUAAACAGAAGAAAAAUAUUGCAAAGUUUGCCGACAUCCCCGUCGAAGAUAUCAUUGGAUGGCGGAGUCCCUUUCUAGAGACAGCGGGGGACGACCAAGUUGACGUCCUGAAGACACUAGGGUAUAGAUAUGAUAUUUCUCUUACAUACAAAAAAGCCAAAAUGAAUGGACAAGCUCCUUUUCCAUUCACCAUGGACUAUGGUUGGACAUUUUACUGUCAGAUAAGGCCAUGUCCAACAAAAUCCCAUAAGGGAUUUUGGGAGUUCCCUGUCAACGCAUUAAUGGACUUUAAAGAUCAAUAUCCAUGUGGCUACGUCGAUGGUUGUUACAACGUUCCCAAGACUGAAGAGGAGGCUUACCAAUACUUGUACAAGAAUUUCAAGAGUUCAUAUGAUGGAAAUCGAGCUCCAUUUGGACUUCACAUGCACGCUGGGUGGUUUUAUACUCAAUAUCACCUGGAUGCUAUGGAUAGAUUUAUAAAUGAUAUACUGAAAUACGACAAUGUGUACAUUGUUCCGGUAAGACAAGCUUUGGAGUGGAUGGAACAUCCAACGCCAAUAAACGAAUUAGAUACUUUGAGCACUUGGUCUUGUCCUAACCCACAUGUACGACCAUCUGUCCAACAUGCACAGCAGCAACAGCGACCAAACUUACCCGUGCCACAACCUCAAAAACCUAAAACAACAACUUCAACAACAACAACUACUACUACAACAACUACUACCACUACCACACCUAAACCUUGGAAACCUCCAACAACCAUGAUUCCAGUAGGAAAACCUAAUCGUCCAAGAACGACAAGAAAACCUGCCAGAAUUCCACUCCCACAAAAGCCGCCACCAAGUCCCAGCAAGAACUUCUGGUCUUGGGCACAACCCACAAAAAAAUCUAAUCCUACUACUACCACUUCAACAACUACCACUACGACAACAACCCAAAUUCCAACAACAAGGCCUACUACUACACGCCUAAUGAAUCCGGGUGCACCAUUUGUUUUUACAUCUAAUUCAUUAAAUUUGCAAAAACUGAAAGGAAAUCUUGGUCAUAACCACGACAUGAUUCAGGCACUAGAAGCUUUUUCGUCUACACCUAGAGUAGCCGCUGAGGGCUUUAUUGAAAUUACACCCCAGCCAAAAAUUGCCACCACGACUUCGGUACCAAGUGAAGGGUGUAUCCAAGGUGAGAAUUGUCAUUUGCCAUCCUGUUUCUGCAAUGGUGUAAAUCCACCAGAAAAGAUGGGGUGGAAGGACACGCCUCAGUUUAUUUAUCUUACCUUUGACGGACCAAUUCAAGAAAGAGUUUAUCAAAAGUAUAUUCAAAUCAUCGGUAACUCGCGAAUAAAUCCAAACAAAUGCCCAGUAGCUUCAACUUUCUUUGUAUCGCAAACGGGUUCAUCAAAUAAUCUAAUCAAAAGUCUCUAUGACAAACACAAUGAAAUAGCACUCAAAGGUUACAGUGGAAUGCCCAUCACAAAUAUAUCUGUAUUUGAAGAUGGCAUGAUUGCCCAAAUAAAAGUUUUACAGAAAUUGGGAAUUGAUAUAAUUCAAGGAUGGAGAAGUCCUCACAUGAAACCACUUGGGGAUGAACAAUUCAAGAUUCUGAAAAACUUUCGAUAUGUUUAUGAUGCCACUCUAACAUCUAAGUACAAGAGUGGGCCUCGAAACUGGCCUUACACUAUGGAUUUCAACAAUGGAAAUGAUUGCGUUAUAAACAAGUGUCCGAAAGAAACCUACAACGGAUUAUGGGAAGUGCCUACUUCUCCUGUUUUGGACUACCUUGGACUUUAUCCCUGUAACUUUGUAGACGGAUGUACAAAUUCGCCUUCAACCGCAAAUGACACUUUCAACUUUUUAUGGAAAGAAUUUACACAGCACUACACAACGAAUAAGGCCCCUCUCGGAUUACACUUUCGCCAUAUUUGGUUCACACACCCAUUCUUUGAUGAUAAUCUUCGUGGAUUUCAGAAGUUUUUGGAUAAAGUUGGUGAAUACAAAGAUGUAUAUUUUGUGACCAUUCGAAAUUUAAUAGAAUGGAUGACACAUCCCACAACCGUUGAUCAGCUGGAAAAGGGAUAUCUAUGGCAGUGUUAAUGGGGUUUAUUAGCUCUACAAACAUCCAUUUUAAGGUUGAAGAUUAUUGCAUCUAAUGAAUACAAAAAGUUUUCAAAAUAUUUCAAGCAUAACAUAAUAUUAAUGGAUAAGCGUGUAAUUCGUUUUUUUUAAUUACAUGUAUCAGGUGGUGAAAACACUCUUAUUAUGCACAUGGCAGGUCACAUAAGAAAAAAACCCUCUUGUUUUGACAGAUCAGGUUCCCAGUAUUUUUAUGAGUAUUGUGUAUAUGACAGUAGAAUAUUAAUGAUCAAUCCACCAUUAUGACUGUACAUGUAAUAGCGCACUGUGUGUGUAAAAGGGUCUGUAAGCAAUAAUACUGAUGGUACAAUGUAGAUCUCAUGUUUGCAAACUAUAAGUUUUUCAUAACCUCGUGUAUUGUCGCUGCCUAGUUGCUGAAUUAUUUUUGAUUUACAGUAAAAAUGUAAUAAUAAUGUUUAAACUGUUAAGUAUGACGAAUGUUUUACUGUUGAUCCAUAGUACACACAUGCUAAAUAUGAGUAAACUAUAAAAAUACACACAUCAUCUUGCACUAUUAUUUAAUGAGUAUGUUUGCAACAACUUCAUGAAAUUAUUGCGAUUAGAUAAAAAAAGAAAAAAAAGAAUGAUAAUAAUUCUCCUAUGUAUUCAUUUUUAUAUCUUUUUAGAAUCUCGGAAUAUUGAAAUCCAUCUUCGUGCGUUUUGCUGUGAUAUUGAACAUGUAUAUAUAAUUUAACCCAGUAUUUGCCAUGAAACAGCAGAAAAGUAUUGCGUAGACAUUACACUAUGAAAUACGAAUAUUCUUUACAUUCGUUUUGAAUGGGAAUUUGAUUUAAAUACUUCAUUUAAGUCCAUUCAUUCCACGACGUUCUCAUUUAUUCAUUAAUUAUUAUUUCUGUAUCAGAAAAUGGUUUUCUAUAUCUACCUGUUGAUUGCUUAUUUGAUUGAUUUUUAUCAUUCCAAUAUGGAAUGCUCUUGUUUGUCCGUAGUUUUAAAUAUCUUUUCUGUUUAUUUGUCGCUUCAUGGUUUAUUUAUUAAAAAUGAUUGAACAAUA